AUGUCCUGCCCACACACAGGAGGACAGUAUUACACAGCCACUUUGCAGGACAGCAGUGGACUGUCCUCUAGCUGCCAGUCUACAGGCUCACAGUGUAACGUGACAGGACUCAGGUGUGGUCAGCUCUACCAUGUCAAUGUGACGGCGUCAAACAAUCUGUGCAGCAGCCCUCCUAGUGCUACUAUGAACACUAACUCAGUCGGCUCCAUCAGGGCAGUGUUUGAUUGUCAGCUGGGUACAGCCACUGUGUCAUGGCAGUAUGCUGCAGGUGCUCAGGGAUACGCAGUUUCUGCCUUGGCACCGGUGAACAACAAGGUUUGCUGCACAUCCAACGGCACAUACUGUGACCUGCGCAACCUGCAGUGUGGCAAUGAGUAUACAGUGAGAGUGCAGAGUUUGGGAUACACAUGCAAUGGCAGUGCACAGAUGACUGGUUCCCUGAUCACAGGCCCGUGUUCUCCCCAGAACCUGGCAGUACAGUACAGUCCCUCCACCGCUGUGUUCUCCUGGAAUGUCACUAAAGCCGGCACCAACUUUACAGCAAAGGCAGUAACCCCCGAGGGCCUGACAGUGACCUGUGAGACCUCUAACACGAGCUGCACCUUCCCACACCUGGAUUGUGGCCAGAUCUACAACGUCAGUGUGACGGCUCGCAACAAUGUCUGCACUGGCACCUUAACCUCCGAUCCUAUCAAAACCGAACCCUGUCCUCCUCAGAAUGUCAAAGCUAGCUUAACCUGCGCCACCCUCAGUGCUGCUGUCUCCUGGGAGCCUAGCCAGUUGGCAGUGAGAUACGUUGCAUUCCUAGAAGGCAUAAAUGGUCAUUCCACUUCCUGUCAGACAAAUAAUACGUACUGCAGUGUACCCGGUCUCACCUGUGGAACAGUGUACUAUGUUAGAGUCCGUGCCAUUGGCGAGGUGUUCAACAGCUCUGACAGCAUCAGGGUCAACAUGACCUCAGCACCAUGUCUGUCCACCAGUGUGUCUGCCGUGACGGACUGCUGUACAGAUUCAGUUCUAGUGUCCUGGAGCGCCAUUGCAGGGGCGGACAAUUACUCUGUGACCAUUUUGGGUUCAGGAGGUCAAACAGUGUCCUGCUCAACCAGUCAGAACAACUGUAACAUCUCCUCCCUGCAGUGUGGACAGAAAUUUAACGUCACCUUAAGCGCUACAAACCAGCAGUGCCAAAGCACCGCCCCCACCAAUGUCACCUUCCAGUCCAGACCCUGCGUACCGCUGCAGGCAGUCGUCAGUAAACUGUGCGGUAACAAAAUGUCUGUGAUGUCUUGGGAUGUGAGAGAAGAAGUGGAUUAUUACAUCGCCCGAGCCACCAACGCAGCAGGAGGAUACCAGCUUUGUAACUCCACCAACUCCGUUUGUUCCUUCUCUACUCUGGGCUGUGGAGAGACCUUUACAUUUACUGUGACCGCCCACAAAGGCCAGUGCAAAAGUGACGUCAGCGCACCCGCAUACCUCACUACAGACCCUUGCAAACCAGAAAACGUGACUGCUCGCAUGUCAUGCGACAGCGAGACGGUGGCGCUCGAUUGGUCAAAAUCCAAAGGGGCGUCAUUCUACAUUGUGAUGGCAACGGGGAGUCUUGGAUACUUUGUAGACUUUAACACUACUUCCACUAACCUGUCUGUGUCCCUGCUCUGCGGACAAAGCUACAACGUGUCUGUCCAAGCGCAGAACGAGUACUGCGACACGCCGCUGAGCGCCCCUGCGGUUUUCAGACUGGCGCCCUGCACGCCUCUUAAUCUCGUGACUUAUUUGGAGUGUGAGAACCAGGUGGGUUCUGUCAGCUGGGGCCCAAGCGAUGGGGCGGUCACGUACACUGCCACAGCAGUGGGCAUGAAUGGACUCGCACACCUGUGUGUUACUAACGGAACCAACUGCACCUGGGAGGACCUGCAGUGCGGUGAAACCUAUAACGUUACGGUCACUGCCAAUGACAGCCGCUGCACGAGCGCACGCAGCAACAGCACCAUCAUACACAUGGACCCAUGUGUUCCUCAAGCUCUGACGCCCGUCCUGGACUGUGGCACAGGGGUGGGCUCUCUGAGCUGGGCUUCCAGUGCUGGAGCCGAGACAUACGAGGUGGUAGCAGUGAAUGGAGCCGGUAACACGCUGGCAUUCAGUACCAACAUUACCAGCGGCUUCUUCUCAGAGCUGCUCUGCGGUCAACAGUACCAGAUCACGGUCAGAGCAAUCAACAGGAAAUGCAGAAGUGUACAGAGUUCGCCUGCUUACUUGUCAUCAGUUCCAUGUGUUCCACAGAAUGUCAUAUCUCAGCUGGACUGUAUGUUUAACUUUAUAAAUAUAUGGUGGAACAUCAGCCGCGGGGCGGCGUCUUACCUGGUGGUUGCUAAGGGACCUGAGGGUCCAGUCAUUGGCUGUAACACGACUGCGCAGGAGUGCAGGCUGCAAACACUGCGUUGCAGCUCCUCGUACAAUGUCAGCGUUAUCGCAGUAAACCAACAAUGCAACGCUUCAAGCUCCAUCUUUCAAAUAAACACCGUGCCGUGUGUACCUACUCACGUGCAGAGCAGUGUGAACUGUACGACUCAAGCUGUAUCCGUGUCCUGGGACCCAAGCGCAGGGGCCAUUUCCUAUGCUGCGGUUGCUCAGACUAGUGGUGGCUACGCUUCAGUGUGUAACAGCACCGGAACAGCGUGUGUAUUUUCAGAUCUGCUCUGUGGGAUGAACUAUAGUUUUGCUGUCAGCGCCACUGACGGGACCUGCAACACUGCACCGAGUCAAGCUGUUGUUCUGAGGACAGUGUCCUGUAGGCCACAGAAUGUUAGCGCCCAGCUCAACUGUGACGCUAACUCUGCUGUUGUAAGUUGGGAACUUGGUAAUAACGUCAGGAGUCACACAGUCCAGGCUAUUGGUUCUGAUGGACAUCGCAUCAACUGCUCCAGCUCCGACUACAGUUGUACUUUAACUGGCAUGCACUGCAGCCAGUGCUAUAACAUUACCAUCAUUGCCUUAGAUGGAGUAUGUGACAAUAGCAAGGCACAGCUCAUUCUGAAGUCAGCUCCAUGUGCACCUAGCAACGUUCAGACAUCUUUGCAUUGCGACAUCAGCGGUGGCGGUGUUGUGUCUGUGUCGUGGGUGCAAGCAAACAGGACCGAGUCUUACAUGGCUGUGGCCGUGUCUAAUGAUGGUCGUUCCUACUCUUGUAACACCACCGCUGCCUCCUGUGAUCUACAGAAACUGCAGUGUGGUCAGAUUUAUAAUGUGUCUGUCUACUCCCUGGUUCAUGAAUGUGGAGGUGUGAAGAGCACUACGUCUCAAGUGCAGACAGCCCCAUGUCCCCCUCAGAACAUGUCUGCUAUUGUUCAGUGUGAUUCAGGGUCUGCGCUGGUGAGUUGGAACCCAACAACGGAUGCCAGCCAGUUCAUAGUUGAACUUGAAUCUGAGAGCACAGGAGCGAUUUUCUCAUGCAACAGUACAAACACACAGUGCUCCAUCACCCAUCUGCCCUGUGGAGAGAGAUUCAACCUCACUGUGGUGGCACUGAGAGGCAGCUGUCAGAGUCAAGCGAGCAGUAACCUUUCCAUCGCUUCAGCUCCAUGUAUUCCACAGAGGGUCAACGGUACUGUGGACUGUGUCACUAACUCUGCACGGGUUUCAUGGGAUGUAGCUAAUGGCGCAGAGUCUUACGCAGUGCUGGCUGUAGGCGACAGUUACAAUUCCACAUGUAUCAGCUCAAACUCCACUUGUAAUGUACCUGACCUAGGCUGUGGAAGGAGUUAUACCUUCUAUGUCACUGCUUCAAAUGCUGCUUGCACAAGCCCGCCCAGCAGCAGCUUCCAGCUGGAGACCGCACCUUGUGCCUUGUCGUCCAUCAUGGUGGUGGCUGAAUGCCACAGUUCUGUUAUCAUGGUACAAUGGCAGAAAGCUCGGAGUGGAAAUUCUCUGUACUUUGCCACAGCAGAGGAUCAAAACCAUUCCCUCCUUUCCUGCAAUAGCUCUGCUUCUUCUUGCAACCUAACCAAUGUGCAGUGUGACAAGGAGUACACCAUCAUCGUAGCUGCUUCAUCCAACAAAAACAGCAGCCUCCGCAGCCCAACCUACAAGAUCAGAACCGCACCCUGUCAGCCCUCAUCAGUACAGGCCAAUGUAGACUGUCAGUCGAAGGGUGUGUUUGUGUCAUGGACCCCAUCAUAUGUGGCACAGUCCUACCUGCUUACUGCAGUUGGCAGAAAUGGAGACUUGAAGACGUGCAAUACCUCGAACAAUAACUGCACGCUAACCAAUCUGCGUUGCAGCAACACCUAUCAAGUAUCUGUUUUAGCCAGUAACGAGAACUGCACCAGCUUGCCCAGUGCUAACGUCACCUUCCAAACAGUGCCAUGUCAGCCAGUCAACUUAACUACAACCAUGAAGUGUGGGAACAGUAGUAGUGCCUCCUUGUCCUGGGUGGGAUGCACAGGGACAGUGUCCUACAAGGGACUUGCACAGUCAGAAACGGGCGCAACAAUCUACUGUGAAACCACCAACACGUCCUGUGUUCUGGAGGGCUUAGUGUGUGGCACCGUGUACAACUUUACAGUGCAGGCAACUAGUGGCUUAUGCAACAGUUCGAGUGAAACGCAAACUAAGGGAGCAGCUCCCUGCCCUCCAGCUGGAUUGAAGGUUGUCCCUCGUACAGUAGUAAAUGAUACUCAGAUCUUGAGGGCGUCUUGGUGCACUGUGAAAUGUCCUAAUUCAGAAUACCUCCUGGCACUCACGGGCAGCAUUCAGGGGAACAACCAAACUCUCUUUGACCUUGCCUCCUAUUGGACAAGUCGCACAUUCUUUGAGGUGCCUCUCCCUUGUAGCUCCACCUACAGCGCAACCAUCAGUGCGAGGAACUCUGCCGCCACAAGCGACAAGUCCACUGCAGUCACUGGAACCACAGUACCUUGUGCUCCUCUAAGUGUGACGUUCUCUGCAUCUUCGGGGGUAGUGGCAUGGAGCGAGUCUCUAUUUGCCACGAAUUACACCGUGUAUGGGGUUACAUCCUCUGGUAGAACAAAACUCUGCAUGACCUCACAGCUCCUCUGCUCUGUCACCAAUUUCAACAGUGGUUACAUUGUCGUAACUGCAAAAAACACUGCUGGGGAGAGUGAAGGCUCAGUGCCUGUUGCAGUGACCGCAGGUCGCAGAAGGAGGUGAGACCUGCCACAAAUUGAGAAAGGCCUGACCUACCCAGAGUAAAUGCUUGUAUCUCAUCGCACUCAAACUCUUGCCUGUGAGAAUUCCUGCACUAAUCUAAGAAUUCUUGAUACUGAUAUUUAUCUUUUGCAUGUUACAUGUAGUCUGGUUCAAGGUUCACUUUAAAAAUAAAAAAAAAAAUAAACCAAUAUUUAAGGGUGGAAUAGGUUGGCUGGGUAAAAGAUUAACAUUUCUUUUCAAAUGUUCUCCAAACAUCUGUUUCUGGCUGUAAGAUUUACUUUCAUGCAAUGAGAAAUAUUUAAAAAAAAAUGUCUUAUGUAUUCCCAUGUUUUUGUAUAUGAAUUAUAUUAAAUACAAAGAGCAUUUCUCCAUGUGAUCAGUCUUAUAAAUUAUGACAUGUAAAGCACAUG
Molecule: messenger RNA, 5576 nt
Organism: Puntigrus tetrazona (Sumatra barb)
Lineage: Eukaryota; Metazoa; Chordata; Actinopteri; Cypriniformes; Cyprinidae
Gene: fndc7rs1
Product: fibronectin type III domain containing 7, related sequence 1
Exons: 23
Coding region: 1-5166 (1721 amino acids)
Molecular function (GO): protein binding
Source: RefSeq, a predicted model, not a curated record